This is a messenger RNA of Conger conger (European conger), 776 nucleotides long. Its product is annotated as insulin-like growth factor-binding protein 3. The transcript has 4 exons. Gene Ontology annotation, biological process: regulation of insulin-like growth factor receptor signaling pathway. Gene Ontology annotation, cellular component: extracellular region. The coding region runs from base 1 to 768 and encodes 255 amino acids. Lineage: Eukaryota; Metazoa; Chordata; Actinopteri; Anguilliformes; Congridae. The record is from RefSeq and is a predicted model, not a curated record. Gene Ontology annotation, molecular function: insulin-like growth factor I binding; fibronectin binding; insulin-like growth factor II binding.
AUGAUGUCCAGUCUUCGGCUCCUCUGUCUGAUCGCGCAGCUGUCGGUUACCCAGCUGGCCGAAGCAGGGCCGGUGGUAAUGUGUGAGCCCUGCGAUGUGGCAUCAGUGAGCCAGUGCACGCCGGUGCCCUCAGAUUGUGCCGAGAAGGUCCGUGAGCCCGGCUGCGGCUGCUGUAUGACUUGCGCGCUGCGCGAGGGGCAGUCAUGUGGGAUUUACACUAAUAGAUGUGGCACCGGUUUGACCUGCCAAGGCCGGCCGGCUGAGACGAGACCACUUCUAGCCUUGUUGGAAGGACGCGGGAUUUGCUCCAGGUCGACUUCAGGAAAUGGGACUUCGAUGCCGGCUCGUGGUGAAGACAACACCACAGACGAGGACGUAAGCUCCAGAGGAGGGGUGACCGCACCCAAGGCAGAGGGGGAUGAGGACAAGAUGCCGCGGUGUACGAAGGCCCGGCCGCCCGCUGGCGGCGCGGGCACGGACGUGCCCAAAUUCACCUUCGAGUCCAAGCUGGAGACGGAGAACGGCCCAUGCAGGAGGGAGUUGGAGAGUGUGCUGAAGAGCUUGAAACUCAGGAACAUCGUGUACCCCCAGGCAUUACACAUUCCCAACUGCGACAAGAAAGGAUUCUACAAGAAAAAGCAGUGUCGUCCAUCCAGAGGGCGGCAGAGGGGCUUCUGCUGGUGCGUGGAUAAGAACGGACAGCCCCUGCCCGUCAUGGAGGGGACGGAGAGGGGCGACGGCCAGUGCUACAGUCCCGAAAACCUGUGAGUCACGAG